Messenger RNA from Athene cunicularia (burrowing owl), 2623 nucleotides. It is a transcript of the gene KRT222, whose product is annotated as keratin 222. The transcript is spliced from 6 exons. Lineage: Eukaryota; Metazoa; Chordata; Aves; Strigiformes; Strigidae. The record is from RefSeq and is a predicted model, not a curated record. The coding region runs from base 218 to 940 and encodes 240 amino acids.
CGAGGAUGGGAGGAGGAUGGACGUGGCCCGGCUCCUCCGGGAGAUCAGGGCGGCGAGGGAGACGCUCCUCACCGGCGAUCAGAUAAAGAGCAUCAUCUCGGCGAGGCCGCGGGCAGUGCCCGCACCGAGCGCAGCCCUGCCCGAGUAAGGCGACGGUCCCUGUCCGUCCGGCUCCUCCCUCAGCCUCCGAGAGCUAGAAGAAGCUACAAUUAAAAGAAUGGACAAAGAUGCAGAAGCAUUGAAGGCGGCCAGAGCAGAACUCUGUGAAGCGAGACGGCAGUGGCACCACAUGCAGAUCGAAAUCGAAUCUCUCCAUGCUGUGGAAAAGGGUUUGGAACGUUCACUGCGUGCCACAGAGCGGCAGUACCACAUGCAGCUGCAAAAUUUAGAAGCCGAGAUUGAAUGCUUAGAGAAAGAGCUACUGGAAGUGAGAAGAGGUAUUGGGAAGCAGCUUCGAGAGCAUGAAAUUCUCCUGAACACCAGGAUGAAACUAGAGGAGGAGAUAGCCACAUACCGCAGCCUGCUUGAGCAAGAAGAGAACAGGUUUCGUUGCUCUACACCUGACCAGAAGGCUGACAAAAAGCCUACCACUAGCAAGAUCGCCUUUACGCUGCCUUCAAAUGGUGUAAAGAAGGAUGAAACUGAGAAGGUGGAACUGAUGACAAAACAAGCCGUCCUCGAUGGAAAUGUUACGAAGGAAAGCGCCGAAGCUCAUGGCACUGUACAGACAGAAAAAGUGGAUGAAGUCAUUAAAGAAUGGGAAGGUUCUUUCUUUAAGGACAACCCUCGCUUAAGGAAAAAAUCGGUUUCAUUGCGCUUUGAUCUGCACCUCGCAGCAAUGGAUGAAGGAUGUUUGCACGCUAAAAAGAAAACUCUUCCUGACAUUGAAGUCAGGCUGGUAAUGAGGAGAUCUUGCAGUAUUCCUUCUAUCAAACCUUAACCUACGGCAAAUUAACCCAAAGUUCAUCUCCAACAGGCUCUGGAAAUAGACUGUAGGUGGACUUAACAUGGCCUGCUGUCUUGCUACAACUACAAAAUCUUACUGAGUACUUUAAUUAAUACAAUAAAAACAUACAGGUCUUUUAAAAGAAAGGGAAAAGAGCAAGGGCGUUAAGAUUCCAAGAAACCUAACUUCUACUAGUUUUAUACUCUGGGUGCAGCCCUUUAGUUUUCUCAUUAUUGUUGUUGUUUUCUAGACUUUCACCAAAUACGACAAAAAUUAAACUGUAACUUUAUACUUUGACAUAUUCUGCCUUUGUAGAAGAGAAUUUGUUUUCUCCUUCUGGAAAUGAGAAAUGCGUAAUUCAUUCUCUUAAUUAUUCAAUAUUGCAUAUAUUAAAUGACUGAUGAAUCCUUGUAAUAAUUUAUAACACAACUGUCAUACUUCUUGAAAUAUAUUUUAAAAUAUCACUUUCUAAACAGCAAAAAUAACGUACAAAGAUGCUCUUAAACCACAUAAACUUAACAAAGAAUCUUGUUUUAAAAGUGGCUGGUAUUUUUUAAUCAAUUUUUUUAGGCAACAGCUGAGCAAAGAUGUCUUUCCCUUACAUAAUUAUACACACAUUUUUUAAAAGUCUUGUUAUGAACAAAUAAUACUUUUGCCAUAUUGUUCCACUGAUUUUGAAGCAGGAAUUUCCACUGAAAAUCAAUCAUUCUCUUACGUGUCCACGUGUAUCCGUACUACAACUUUCUUAGCCAUAGCAAGAAAAAUCAUACACUUCAAUUGUUCAAAUGUAAGGUGUCAACCGACCAUUUCAGUGCUUGUAUUUAAUGGAUUUUGUUUAUUAUAACUAUGUGAAUUAAAAUAUCUUCAACAAAUUCCUCUUCUGACAAAUAUUAUAAGUUAUGCUCUUGAUCUAGUGCGCAUAAACAGUCACUGUUAUACCAGGGUACAACUAUGAUUCCUUCAAAUUAAAUGGACAGAAUAAGGGCUACAUAUUCCAAGUAAAAUUCUACCAUACGCAUGAAGCAUCCCCCACUACUACUCAAAGUAGCUACGGGCAAAUGCAAAGUACAAUAAAUGAUCUUGCAUCAGUACACAGAAAAAAAACAGAAAUACCAAAUUUAGGCGAACUUCUUUAUGAGACAAAUUUCAAACAGAAAAUUCAAACAAAAUCAUAUUAAUAUCAGAACGAUUGUUUAUGAGAGUUUUUAAGAGGUGUGGAUGUCACGAACUCUCGCCAAAAUCAUUGGGAUUGCAGGAGCUCAGAAUCUAGAAAAGCCAUGGACCGUAUUUCCUGGAUUCACAGCAGCAUGUAAAGAUUAAGUGUCAGUAUUUGCCUUAUUACUUACGGCAUGUGUUACAAAGACUGGUACUACAAAUUCUCUCCGUGUUUAAGUUACGCUUCUAUCUUUUGUUAAUGCUGAGAACAAUGCAUUUAGAGUGCCCACCGUUCUGUAUCUACGGUAUGAAGCUGGCUAAUUAUCAUUAACCUUAAUACUGACCUGGUGUUGUUAAUACUUGAGUAUUUGGCAUCCUGAAUGUAUUAGCCUGCUCUAGUAUUUUCACUAUGCAGCUUUUUUUGUGCUUAUACUCUGUACAUUUUACAAUACUUGAAUUAAACUAAGUUUUAAUUGCUUUAAGGCACUUCAAACAGGGAUACUAAUUUACCAAAGUAAAAUG